CCACUUCCUUUCCAGCAAAUAGAAAACAGUUGAGAACAUGAAUUCACUGUCAGCUUUGAACACUGGGGAGGAUUGUAUCUGUUUCUGGCAAACAUGAAGUUAGACCUCUGCUAUUUCCUUCUCUUCUGCUUUCAAGUUGAAGUCCUAACAGGAGAAAUCAAUGAUUCCGCCAAGUCUGAGAUGUUUACCUUUCACGAUGGAGGCAUACAAAUUUCAUGCAAAUUCAGUGAGAUAGCCUUGCAAUUUAAAAUGAAGUUGCUAAAAGGGACGGAAGUACUCUGUGAUCUCACUAAGACAAAAGAAAGUGGUAACACGGUGUCCAUUAAGAAUCUGAAAUUCUGUCAAACUCAGUUAUUCAAUGACAGUGUCUCCUUUUUCCUGUAUAACUUGGACAAUUCUCAUGCCAGCUAUUACACCUGCGAACUGUCAAUUUUUGAUCCUCCUCCUUUUCAGAAGAAGAAUAUUAGCAGAGAAUAUUUGAAUAUUUAUGAAUCACAGAUUUGCUGCCAACUGAAGUUCUGGUUACCCAUAGGGUGUUCAGCUUUUGUUGUAGUCUACAUUUUUGGAUGCGUAUUUCUUUGUUGGCUUACAAAAAAGAAGUAUCGAUCCAGUGGGCAUGACCCUAACAGUGAAUACAUGUUUAUGGCAGCAGUGAACACAGCCAAGAAACCUGGACUCACAGGUGUGACUCAUAAUUUGGAACUUUGUGGCACCCAGGCAUGAACCACGUGGGCCAGGUCCCCUCUGACUUGAAGCGCAAGAUUCCCACGUCCCCUGGACCACAGAGAGUCAGACUUGAUUUGAGUACAUGCAUCUUCUGCUGGUGUUCUGUUCAAUCUGGACUAGUGACUAUCGGUCAACAGGGGUUUUAAAAGGCUGCUUCGGUACUGUUGGGUUAUCAAAAACACCCUCUUGCAACUAGUUUUACAGAAAGCCCAGCUCGUGUGUGCUCAAGAAAUAGACCUCACUGGGAUGGAAUUCCUAUCUUCAUAUCUGCUUCUAGCAAUGCACCAGCCAGGAGAACAAACGCAUCUCCAGAUAUUUUUAACAGAUGCCAUGGGUACCGAAUCUGCAAAGCAAAUGGGCUGCCAACAGCCAGUAUCUCUCUGCACUUCGCCUAUAGACUACCUCUUCUUCCUCUAGGGCUGAGCAUUCCUUUUUAGCCACACAGUAGGGGAAGGUGCUUCAAAAUUAUAGCUAUUUUAUUUCUGAGGUAUCAACACGUAAUUGUACUAUUAUAAUAGGUUAGUACACAGUACUCUUUUCCAACAUCUGAACCCCAGUCCUGUAUUCCCAAGAGUUUAGAUGCCUUCUUCUGCCUUCAGUUUGCCUUUUUAAAAUACUCUACAUGACUACUUGACAGGCAUUCUGUUAAAAAACAAUUUUUUUAAUGUUUAUUCACUCUUGAGAGAGAAAGAGCAUGAGCGUGGAGGGGCAGAGAGAGAGGGAGACACAGAAUCUGAAGCAGGCGAUAAGCUCUGUGCUGUCAGCACAGAGCCCUAUACAGGGCUGAAACUCACAGACCGUGAGAUCAUGACCUGAGCCGAAGUCGGCGCUUAACUGACUGAGCCACCCAGGUGCUCCGACAGACAUUCUUGAGUAGGGAGCUUUAUCUACAUUUUCCCCCUCUGCUGCUCAAUAAAACACAUAGUAUAUAUAUUUAAUUGUAGCCCAAUGAAUAUAAUUUGCCUAUAUUUUCCCUACAAGAAUAUUUUUCUUCCAGAAAGACCUCUUAUUUUCCCAAAUUCAGUUAAAAUGAUUUACUUUGUUGACUUGUUUCUACCACAUUAGUGGUAGAAAACAUUGCCUAGAAUCAGAAGUGACUUUAUUGUAUGAGUCUGUUUUCUAUCAUUAUCUAUGUUUUCAUGGUGCUAUUAAUUCCAAGCGAGGCUGUUUCUAUAGGUCAUCUUAAAAUUGCAAGCAAGCAAACAAACAAACCCACAAAACCGUCUUUCACUGCCCAACAUUGUCCCGGAGGGUAGAGCCAAUGAUCCAUUUAGUGGAAAGCUGUAGUUCCUGGAGGUCACUGACAGACUAUAACCCAGAUGACCUCCUGGCUUGACAGGCUGAAAUGGCCCCAUCAGCCUGGAGCAGCCAUCCAGACCUGGGUGAAAUUGCAAGGCUUGAGAGACUCCUGUGAGCCAAGGACAACCAGCUGCUCUUGCCCCCAGAAGCUGACGUGACCAUGGUGAAUCUGCCUGCAUUUGUACCUCCAGGGUCUUGGAGGAGGCACAGAUGUGCCAGGGAACAUCAGCAGGAUUCCUUCUCCUAGUAACUGGCCCUGGCCCUUCAAGAUAGUCUUCCUUUGAAUGCAAUUUGGCUGGAAAGAUUCUUAAAUACAUAUAAUACAUGAUUGGUCUUAGCUGGAAUAUUUUCUCUGCUUCCUGUUUGCAUGCCCAAUGCUUCUGAAGCAGCCAAUGUAUGUGCAACAACAUUUUUAACCUUAGGUAAAGUUGGGCUAUUCAGUAGUUUUAAAAUUUGUAGGUGCCUGUGUCUAGUUUACUUUAAAAGUGAGACCAGAUAUGUCAUUAGGCAUACUUAUAUUCUUGUAAGCGUGCGUAAUGAUGGAUACGUACAGUACAGUACUGCAUUUGUAAUUUGAAUCAAGUUUGGUGGUGUUUUUCCAGCUGACUUGGACAACCUGGUUGGCUCUGCAGAGCUGUUCCCUGAGUUGUUUGCAGCUUUGGGGGUGGGGGGUUGGCGUGGGGAGUACAGCCUUCAUUGGGGUCCACCUGGCCUGGUUUCCAUACUGUGCUCUAAAGCAUCCUCAUCCUCAGCACUGGACAUUUCGAAGUGGAUUAUUAAAUGAUACAAUUUCUAUGAAAUAAAGACUUGUUUUAAGAGGAGCUACUCAUGAAAUAGAUUUUAGCAGUAGUAGGAAAUUAAGGAAUAAACAUUUGAUAUUCAGCAACUGAAAA
Messenger RNA from Neofelis nebulosa (Clouded leopard), 2918 nucleotides. It is a transcript of the gene ICOS, whose product is annotated as inducible T cell costimulator. Gene Ontology annotation, biological process: T cell costimulation; cell-cell adhesion; T cell tolerance induction. The record is from RefSeq and is a predicted model, not a curated record. The coding region runs from base 94 to 723 and encodes 209 amino acids. NCBI's taxonomy places the organism in Eukaryota, Metazoa, Chordata, Mammalia, Carnivora, Felidae. The transcript is spliced from 5 exons.